AUAGUCAGAUAAAUAAAAUUCUUCGAAGUUCUAAACGAAUUAAGGAAAAGUAUCAAAAGAACAUAUGUACUGAUGAGCAAGAUAAUGAAUUUUCUGAUGAGAAUCAGCAAGAAGAAAGCAUCAGUAAUGACCCCGACAAUAAUGAGGAAAUGGAUGUAUCGAUGUCAGCUAAUGAUAAUGAUGAGCCCUCAUAUAACAUUAGUAACCAAAACUCAGAUAUUGAGCAAGAGGGUUCUAAUAGAAAUAAUAGUGAUUCUCCAGAAAGGAGUGAAAUCGAAAGUUUAAAUAAAUUGAAACGUAAAACACGAUAUUCAAUGAGGUUUCAAAAAAAUGGGCCCUCGUAUAACGUUAGUAACCAAGAUUCAGAUAUUGAGCAGGAGAGUCAUAAUAGAAAUGAACCAGAAGGGGUGAAACCUAAGACACGAUAUUCAGAAAGACUUCACAAAAAAAGGGAAUUGGAUCAUAAGAAUGACCGAAAUACAAAGAAAAAGAAACCAAAUGCAUCACUAGAAAUUUCGUCUAAUUUUGAUAAAGCACGAAAAGUAUUUUCAUUUUUAAUGAUAUUGGGAUUUAUAAUGUUUGCUUUUGCGCAUUCUUUACAUCUCUUAUUACGUCCCGCUGUUGAAAUAUCACUGGAUCACCCAAGCUAUUCAUCUGAUACUAACAAUCCAUGGAACCUAGCAACAGCUUAUAAAUUUAUUUUUUUAAAUGGCACUAUAAAUGAAAAUAUAUCAAUUACUAAACCUCCUGAUUCAGAUACUAACAUGUUUACAAGACUUAAUACAGCAAUUUUGGCAGUCUAUAUUAUGAUUACAGGUGAUUCAACUCCUUUAUCACCUUGGGUUCUAGAUGAUAACGCUUGCUUAAUUUUGACCAAAAUCGAAUUAUUUUAUAUGUUACCUUUUCAAAGAAGAAAGCAAAAUUGGUUUCCAUAUAUUAUUUUCUAUGAGGUUCAUGUAAAUAAACUUCGAGAAUUUAUGAGAAAAAUUCAAAAUGGAUCAUGGACAGGCUAUAAAUCACCUUUUUUUGAUCCUAAUCUUCUUAGAACAAUUCCUCUUAGAGACAAAGUUGAUAUUGAAAAGAUGGAAAAAACAUUAGACGAUUUGGCUAAAAAAAUAGAACAACUCUAUAACAAAAAUAAAGAGAAAAAAGAAACCAAAUAA
Racocetra persica is the source of this 1163-nucleotide messenger RNA. The record is from the annotation of a GenBank genome assembly. Lineage: Eukaryota; Fungi; Glomeromycota; Glomeromycetes; Diversisporales; Gigasporaceae.